UGAUCCCCUGGUUGUCCAUUCCCACCCUUGGCGUCUUGAGAAGUGAUCCGGUAUUGUGUGUAUUUAAGUGACGGCAUUUAGGACCUGACGUUACUGAUUACUCGGAUCCAAAAUCCCACUACUUUAUAUACGUGACACAUGCUAUAUAUAGUUAUCUGCACAAGCUCAGUUCAGAGGAGCUUUUGACUUUGCAGGGUAGCUGCUUUCGUUUGUGCUGAAUCUGAAGAAAUAGGGAUGGUAAAAAUUCAAUUCUCUGUUGUUUGGUAGCUAGGACUGAGAAUUGACCCAUUAUAUGAGAUUUGGUCAUCAUUAAUCUUGAAACCAGCCCACUACCAGACCCCAGCAGACAGUGUUUUCGUCAACUCAAAGCUGCUGCACUUCAUCACUCUACUAAUAACUGUGUCAUCAUGGAUAUGGCAAAUGGUGUUGUGUGGUUCACCAUAGCUGUUGUUUUCAUCACUGUGGUUAUCAGCAAGGCAACAAAACGAGGAAUUAUGUUUGAUCCAAAAUGUAAUCGUCCACAUCCACCAACAGUGAAGGGUGUUUCUUUUCUUCGAGUUUUACAUACACUUCUUUCAAAGGGUCUGCAAGCAAUGAUCCACGAUCAAUAUACAAAGUUGGGGACUGUGUUCACAAUAAGUUUCUUUCAAUUCAAGGUAACAUUCUUGAUUGGACCCGAGGUCUCUGCUCAUUUUUACCAAGGCUUGGAUUCAGAGAUUAGCCAUGGUAAUAUGAUUGAAUUCACCGUGCCCAUGCUUGGCAAAGAGGUUGGCUAUGGCGUGGACACUGCCACCCGGAAUGAGCAGUCUCGUUUCUCCUAUGAUGCACUAAAACCAUCAAAGUUGAGAAGCCAUGCUGGUCCCAUGAUUCAAGAAGUGGGGGAAUACUUUGCAAAGUGGGGACAGCAAGGCAUGGUUGAUCUGAAACAAGAGCUUGACAAGUUACUCAUGCUAAUCUCGGGCCGAUGCUUACUGGGGAAGGAGGUCAGGGAAAAGAUGUUUGAUGAGUUCUUUACUCUGUUCCAUGAACUCAGUGACAACGGCAUGUGCCUAACCAGUGUAUUAUUUCCAUAUGCUCCAACUCCAUCAAACCGACGACGUGACAAAGCACGGGCCAAGCUCUCAGAGAUGUUGACUGAAAUUGUGAGAUCGCGCAAGAAAUACGAUAAUGUUGAGAGUGAUGUGCUGCAGAACUUGAUAGACUCCAAAUAUGCAGAUGGCCGAUCUACAACGGAAGCUGAGGUCAUUGGACUGAUCAUCACCUUGCUCUUUUUAGGAAAGCACACAAGCACCAUCACUAGUGUAUGGACAGGUGCUCACCUUCUUGCUAGUACAAGGAGCUUGGCAUCUGUCCUCGAAGAACAAAAGAAAAUAGUUAGAAAAUAUGGGGAUGAUCUAGACUAUAAUGCCUUCCUAGAGAUGGACACCUUGCACCGUUGCAUCAAGGAGACGCUACGAAUACAUCCUCCAGUACCAAUGUUUCGUCGUAAAGUACACAAGAACUUCACUGUGCAGACAAAAGAUGGCAAUGAGUAUGAGAUUCAUAGAGGCCAUACACUAAUAAGUCCGGUGCAAUUCAAUGGCAACUUACCUCACAUUUAUAAGGACCCGGAUGUGUACGACCCAGACAGGUUUGGUCCAGGAAGAGAAGAAGACAGAGUUGGUGGUAAGUUUUCCUACACAUCGUUUAGUGCUGGAAGGCAUGCUUGCCUAGGCGAGUCUUACGCUUAUUUGCAAAUUAAGGUGAUAUGGAGCUAUUUGCUAAGAAACUUCGAGCUAAAACUGGAAUCUCCUUUUCCUAAGCCUGAUUGGACCAAGCUAGUGCCGGAGCCUAAAGGAAGAGUAAUGGUGAGUUACAAGAAGCGGGUACUACCUACCAUCUAGAUGGCAAACUGUUGUCUAGCCAUUUAUGCAAACCCAUAAGGACAUAAUCAUGUAUGCUUGUGUGUAUAAUAUGCACAUGCAUGUAUAUAUCAUGUUUAUAAUAGGCACUAGUGUUGUAUGGAGUAAUGGUGCCAUUAGUCACAUAUGGGAUCGAGCUUAAAACAGAAAUUGUAUCGUCAGUCUCGUCGUCGCUGUCGUCGAGGAUAUGCAGUUCUGUUUCUCCGUCAGUCACGCGGCCUCACGCCUCGCCAUACACAUCCUUCCCGGUUCUGUUUGGCCGUCGCCGUUCACGUACUGUUGGCACUAGUUGCCAUCGCCUCGUCGGCCGUCGGCCCAUCCUCUAUAUUUAUCGUGGAUCCGCUGGCAGUUAUAGCAGUAGUUGAGCGUGCCUUUUCUGGAUCGGACUCACGGGUGAAGAUACAUGUUAGUUAAUUAGAGGGUGUUAAUAUAGCCUCUAAAAAUUGUAAAAACAAUAUUUAGGUCGAAAAUUUUACCAUAUAUGUACCUCUAGGAAGAUGUCUAUGUGCGAACACAAGGUCAAGAAGUACCCUUGUAUUUUGUUUUAUGAUGAAUGAUUGUCAACGUGAUCCGAAUAGGUUGAGUUGGUGACUAACAUUACUAUGACGAAAGCUAUGUGUACGACAUGUCUCUUGGCUUGUGGUGUGCAGGUGUGGAGCUCGGAGGCGGUGGUCGAUGGCGAGAAGAAGAUCAAGUAGAGAUGUGUCGUGCCGAUGGAUGUGGAGUGGUGAAGGACGGACGUGAGGCUUGGACUGACGGACCAGGAGGCCGGGUGACCGGCCGCAGUGGCUGACAUCUGGGACAUCGACAAGUACAAGUGUACAUGGGAGUGACCAUGUUGACUAAGUCAAGAUGGCGGACGCGAGUCGAGUGAGGCUUAGGAGAACUUGGCAGGCCGACCGGAAGAGGACGGCGGUGACACGUGUCGAGUGGCGGGAAAGCAUAUGGAGUACGCUACUCGCGGCGGGUUUCGCAGGUUUGGGCCUCAAAAUCCGGGCGGAGGUUCCGAGGAACGGACAGUACGUGGCAGCAUCGAGGAGUUAGCGUCGAGGCUAAGCUACCUCAUAAAGGGCGCGGUGGCCGUCGGAUCUAUAUUAAGUCGAGUUGGACUAGAAUGUCCCUGUAGCUAGCUAAUUCGUUCAAAAAUAUCUAAAGAUAUUUAGGAAAUGUGUAACAUGUGUGAUAAAUAAGGAGGAAGAGUUCUCCAUCUCCUUCACCUCUCUCCCCAUUUUUUUUCUUCUUCUUUUCUGUAGUUUCACUCCCACCACUAAGUUCUUGAGAGAGGUCAAAAAUCUGAAUUUUUGUGGUGUAUUUGCUGAGAUUUGUGAGAUGGGAAAAGAGGCCUGAAUCAUCCUCUUGCCCUCUGGAA
Molecule: messenger RNA, 3270 nt
Organism: Sorghum bicolor (sorghum)
Lineage: Eukaryota; Viridiplantae; Streptophyta; Magnoliopsida; Poales; Poaceae
Product: obtusifoliol 14-alpha demethylase
Exons: 4
Coding region: 408-1883 (491 amino acids)
Biological process (GO): sterol biosynthetic process
Cellular component (GO): endoplasmic reticulum
Molecular function (GO): monooxygenase activity; iron ion binding; oxidoreductase activity, acting on paired donors, with incorporation or reduction of molecular oxygen
Source: RefSeq, a predicted model, not a curated record